AUGGCCUCGGAGACGGCGCCAAGCGUGCAGACGCAUGGCAACAGCAACAGCAACGGCAACAGCAACGGCAACAGCAACGGCAACAGCAACGGCAACAGCAACGGCAACGGCAACAGCAACGGCAACAGCAACGGCAACAGCAACAGCAGCAGCAACAACAACAACAACGGCAAUGGCAAUGGCAAUGGCAUGACACCUGCACGUGGCAGCAAAGUAAAACUGCACGGGCGCGCAUUCUACGAGAGCAUUGGGAGCCCCAAGCUCAUCCUCGCCCCCAUGGUGGAGCAAUCAGAGUUUGCAUGGCGACUGCUCUCACGCUCUUUCCUCCCUCCCGCGCAGCAGACAAACCUCCUAGCCUACUCGCCCAUGUUCCACUCGAAGAUGUUCGGUGACAAGGCGCACUACCGCGACUCACACUUUCAACCCCUCAAGUCGACCCUACCUUCGCCCCCAGACAGCUACCACGUCUCUCAGCUGCCAGUCUCGGAGAGACAUCUCGACGGCAACCCUGCAUUCGAUCGACCGCUCACGGUGCAGUUCUGCUCAAACGACCCCGACGACCUGCUUGCGGCUGCCAAACACGUCGCGCCCUUCUGCGAUGCGGUAGACCUGAACUUGGGAUGCCCACAAGGCAUUGCCAAGAGGGGCAAAUACGGUGCGUUUCUGCAGGAGGACUGGGGCCUCAUCGCAAGGAUGAUCAGGAAAGUACACGACGAGCUGGACGUCCCCAUCACCGCCAAGAUGCGCGUUCUUGAGACCAAGGAGAAAACGCUGGAGUACGCAAAGACCAUCCUGGAUGCCGGCGCGAGCAUCAUCACAGUGCACGGCCGGCGGAGAGAACAGAAGGGACACAACACAGGACUGGCGGACUGGACUAUCCUGCGCUACUUGCGAGACAAUUUGCCCAAGGACACGGUCAUGUUCGCCAACGGGAACAUCUUGCAACAUGCCGAUAUCCAGGCUUGUUUGGACGCUACAGGCGCAGACGGUGUCAUGAGCGCUGAAGCAAACCUCUACGACCCUACCGUAUUUGCCGAGCCGCCUGCAGUAGGAGAAGAAGGCCGCGAAUACUGGCGCGGCAGGGAUGGCAAGGGUGGAUACAGGAUGGAUGCAGUCAUGAGGCGGUACAUGGACAUCAUCCACAAGUAUGCGCUUGGCCAAGAACCACCAACAAGAAAGCCGCUGUGGAUGCCAGGCGACCCAGAAGAGCCGGCACAAGAAGCUCCGGACGAAGAAGAAGGCCCGCCAAAGAAGAAGCAGAAGCAGACACAGACACAGACACCGAAGACAGCUGAGAAGAAGGGACAGCGCACCUCCAACCCCAACUUGACUGCCAUGCAGGCGCAUCUCUUCCAUCUCCUGCGACCACUGGUAUCGCAGCACCACAACGUCCGCGAUGCGCUUGCCCGAUCAAGGACUGGCGACAUCGACGCCUUUGAGAAUGUCCUGAAGCUCACCGAAGCAGCCGUCAAGGAAGGCAUAGCUGCAUACGAGGCAGAACAAGCCAGCGGCACCGCAAACACUAACCCCGUAGCCACCGAUCAGCCUCUCGAAGACCUAGAUCCUUACGAGUCCUCACUAGCCACUGUCGCGCGCUGCAAGCGCCCAUACUGGGUCUGCCAGCCCUAUGUGCGACCGCUGCCCAAGGAGGCAAUUGAGAAGGGCAGCAUGAGUCUGAGUAAGAAAGAGAAGCGCAGACUAGAGAUGGAGGCCGAAGAGGCGAAGAAGGCUGGGCUGGAGCCUGAGGGAAGGGUGCAAAGGGAGGACGUGGACAAUGGUGACGUGAGGAGUAGAGAGAGCUUGGAGGUGAAUGAGAAGAGAGCGGAGAAGAGCGAGGGCGUUGUCGAGGAGCCGAAAGAGGGCGUGGUUUGUGGGUAA
Molecule: messenger RNA, 1878 nt
Organism: Ascochyta rabiei
Lineage: Eukaryota; Fungi; Ascomycota; Dothideomycetes; Pleosporales; Didymellaceae
Product: tRNA-dihydrouridine(16/17) synthase (NAD(P)(+))
Exons: 2
Coding region: 1-1878 (625 amino acids)
Biological process (GO): tRNA processing
Molecular function (GO): flavin adenine dinucleotide binding; tRNA dihydrouridine synthase activity
Source: RefSeq, a predicted model, not a curated record